Pseudogymnoascus verrucosus is the source of this 1423-nucleotide messenger RNA. RefSeq lists its product as uncharacterized. The record is from RefSeq and is a predicted model, not a curated record. Lineage: Eukaryota; Fungi; Ascomycota; Leotiomycetes; Thelebolales; Thelebolaceae. The transcript has 2 exons. Bases 261 to 1313 code for a protein of 350 amino acids.
GAUAGCGGGGGGGGGAUGGGGGACCCCUCAUUUCCCCUCUCCUCAUGUCCCCAAUGGAUGGGUUUAUAAGCAACGUGGACCUUUCUGCUGGGGUGAGCUGUACAUUGUUUAUAUAUUUCCUCCCUCUCUCCCCAUUUCUGUAUUCCAAUUGAAGAUUUUCUACAAGCUCCUUCUUAGACAAACAUCCUUACUCUGAGACUUGGAAUUCAUUACGCUCGUACCUACCCACAAGCUUGAACAGACGACCCCCUCCGGCUAAAAUGGCUUCCACCGACGCCCCAAAGGACCUGCCUAAGAUGCAAUACCGCUUCUUGGGCCGCUCUGGUCUCCAGGUCUCUGCUAUCUCCCUUGGUGGAUGGCUCACCUACGGUGGACAAGUCGAGGAUGACAAGACCUUCGCCUGCAUGAAAGCCGCCUACGACGCGGGCAUCAACUUCUUCGACUGCGCCGAGGGCUACGCCGGCGGCGAAUCCGAGAAAUCCAUGGGCGCCGCCAUCGCCAAAUACGGCUGGUCGCGCAACGACCUCGUCAUCUCCACCAAGAUCUACUGGGGCGGCGCCUUCGGUUCCAACCCCGUCAACAACACCGGGCUCUCCCGCAAGCACAUCAUCGAGGGCGUGAACCAGUCUCUGGAGAGAUUGGGGCUGGACUACGUGGAUCUGAUUUAUGCGCAUAGGCCGGAUAGGAAUACGCCUAUGGAGGAGACAGUUAGGGCGUUUAACCACGUUAUUAACCAGGGCAAGGCUCUCUACUGGGGAACCUCCGAAUGGAGCGCUUCUGAGAUCGCAACCGCCUGGCGCCACGCCGACCGCCUCGGUCUCAUCGGUCCACUGAUGGAGCAGCCCGGUUACAGCAUGCUAGCCCGCGACAAGGUGGAUGGGGAAUUCAACCACCUGUACGAGGAAUUCGGCACCGGCCUCACCAUCUUCAGCCCCCUGAAGACCGGCAUCCUGACCGGGAAAUACAACGACGGCAUCCCCGCCGACUCGCGCUACAGCCGCGACGACAAGGACCCCUUCAUCCUUCGCAUGACCAAGGAGUUCGGCGAGGGCAAGUGGGAGGCCCAGCUCGAGACGGUGAGGAAGCUGAAGCCUGUUGCGGAUAAGUUGGGCGUCACGCAGGCGCAGUUGGCGUAUGCGUGGGUGCUGAGUAAUAAGAAUGUGAGCAGUGCGAUUAUGGGCGCGUCGAAGCCGGAGCAGGUGUGGGAGGCGGUUAGGUCGCUGGAGAUGGUGGAGCUUUUGACGCCAGAGGUGUUGGAGGAGAUUGAGGGGAUUUUGGGGAAUAAGCCGAGUGUGGCGCCGAGGAGGUAUUAGAUGGGGGGGUUGUCUGAUGUGUAGAUGUUGGAUAUAAGGUGCUGUUUUGUGGAUACUCUAUCUUGGUGGUUGAUGUUUAAAAGUUGAAUACAAGAUGCUGUCUUGGGGGU